AUGCAGCAGCAGACUACCGCGGCGGCUCCGACCCAGGCUGCUCUCCUCGCCCCUCGUCAACCGCCCGCCAAUGCUGCGCCGGCGGCAUCUGCGGGCGCAAGAGCAGCGUUCGCAAUGCCGCAGCAGCAGCAGCAGCAGCAGCAGCAGCACCAGCAAACGCCGCAGCAGCAGCAGCAGCAGGUGAUGCAGCAGCAGACUACCGCGGCGGCUCCGACCCAGGCUGCUCUCCUCGCCCCUCGUCAACCGCCCGCCAAUGCUGCGCCGGCGGCAUCUGCGGGCGCAAGAGCAGCGUUCGCAAUGCCGCAGCAGCAGCAGCAGCAGCAGCAGCAGCAGCAGCAGCAGCAGCAGCAGCAGGUGAUGCAGCAGCAGGUGAUGCAGCAUCAGACUACCGAGGCGCCUCCAACACUGGCUGCUCUCCUCGCCCCUCGACAGCCGCCCGCCAAUGUUGCGUUCGCCUUGCAUCAGCAGGAGCAACAGGGGUUUACCACGCCAAUUGGCUCACCCACAUCUGCCCCAUUCGCAUCACUGCUACAAACUCCAGUUGAACCGGCUACUGCAGAUGCUUCCGUUGCUGGACCGUCGGGCCACUCUAAUCUCUUUCUGCACACCAAUUCUACCCUCGCCACCCACAAUCCCUUACAUAUGCAGGCUCCACCAGCACCAGCCGACGCCACACACGGCGAGACUAUGCCGCCUGCUAAUGCUGACAUUCAUUCCAUUCCCGGCACGUCUACCCGCAGCGUUGAAGAGCACGAGUAUACAAGUUCCGACUCGAACGACGUUUUCGGUUCUCCGGAUGAUGACCCACCCCAAGCCCCGCUCGAUACACAGCACUACUCCAUCCAGCCAGAGACUCACAUGCCGGCCUCUCCGCAGGUCAAUGUGCCCGACCUUGCAGGUGCCCUUCCACCUACUCCCGUCCUUCCAUCUAUCCCAACAGGUGUUGUGGACCCGGGCACUUUGGAUGUGGGUGACAAUGCAGGGGAUGAUGAUCUAUUGGACAUUCUGGCCCCCCGUGUUGCAGAAUUUCCAGUGACCAGAGCAGAGUUCGAUGCCAUGGCUGCCCAUGUCCGAAAUCUGCAGCCUUGUCAUGGACACAGCCUUGGACAUCCUCUUUUGGCGAACGCCAAACGGCAGAGUGGACUUUUGGCCGCCGCGGUGCAGUAUCCUCGCCGCAGGGGCGAAGGGCACAGUCGUGAGGAGCAGAGGCAGUCGUUAGCACCGGCACUCAGCCUACCUCUCUCCCCCCUCCCCGCCACUUCCCCUUCCUUUAACCCAUCCUUUCUGCCCACCCCCCCUAUCCCCCUUGCGCGCAGAAUCAGCUGGGCCAGCAGCAGGGGAGAAGGGCACAGUCGUGAGGAGCAGAGGCAGUCGUUAGCAUACCACUCAUCCCACCUCUCUCCCCCCUCCCCGCCACUUCCCCUUCCUUUAACCCACCCUUUCCGCCAACCCCCCCUCUCCCCCUUGCGCGCAGAAUCAGCUGGGCCAGCAGCAGGGGCGAAGGGCACAGUCGUGAGGAGCAGAGGCAGUCACUCUGGCGGGCCAGCAGCAGGGACGAAGGGCACGGUCGUGAGGAGCAGAGGCAGCCACUCACCUGCACUUAUCUCACAUCUCGCUCCCCUCACUGCUCGUCCUCUUCCUUUGCCCGUGCACCUAUCACAACAGUCCCAGGGUCGUUCAACCUGUGGAUAUGGCACAUGA
Closterium sp. Naga37s-1 is the source of this 1701-nucleotide messenger RNA. The record is from the annotation of a GenBank genome assembly. Lineage: Eukaryota; Viridiplantae; Streptophyta; Zygnematophyceae; Desmidiales; Closteriaceae.